This is a messenger RNA of Octodon degus (degu), 1758 nucleotides long. It is a transcript of the gene Rbms1, whose product is annotated as RNA binding motif single stranded interacting protein 1. The transcript has 15 exons. Gene Ontology annotation, molecular function: mRNA 3'-UTR binding; poly(U) RNA binding; poly(A) binding. Gene Ontology annotation, cellular component: ribonucleoprotein complex; cytosol; nucleus. NCBI's taxonomy places the organism in Eukaryota, Metazoa, Chordata, Mammalia, Rodentia, Octodontidae. Bases 198 to 1499 code for a protein of 433 amino acids. The record is from RefSeq and is a predicted model, not a curated record.
GGAGCAGGAGCAGGAGCAGGAGCAAGAGCUGGAGCAGGAGCCAGAGGAGGAGGUCGACGUCUGGUCCCGGCUGGGAGGUGGAGCAGCGGCUACAGCCGCCGCCGCCGCCGCCUCCGGAAAGGGAGAGGCAGGAGAGAUCGAGACUUGGAAACCCCAAAGUGUCCGCGACCCUGCACGGCGGGCGCCCUUCCAGCUUCAUGGGCAAAGUGUGGAAACAGCAGAUGUACCCUCAGUACGCCACCUACUACUACCCCCAGUAUCUGCAAGCCAAGCAGUCUCUGGUCCCAGCGCACCCCAUGGCCCCUCCUAGUCCCAGCACCACCAGCAGUAAUAACAACAGUAGCAGCAGUAGUAACUCAGGAUGGGAUCAGCUAAGCAAAACAAACCUCUACAUCCGAGGCCUGCCCCCGAACACCACUGACCAGGACCUGGUGAAGCUCUGUCAACCAUAUGGGAAAAUAGUCUCCACAAAGGCAAUUUUGGAUAAGACAACAAACAAAUGCAAAGGUUAUGGUUUUGUCGACUUUGACAGUCCUGCAGCAGCUCAGAAAGCUGUGUCAGCCCUGAAGGCGAGUGGGGUUCAAGCCCAGAUGGCAAAGCAACAGGAACAAGAUCCUACCAACCUAUAUAUCUCUAAUUUGCCACUGUCCAUGGAUGAGCAGGAACUUGAAAACAUGCUCAAACCCUAUGGACAGGUUAUUUCUACAAGAAUAUUACGUGAUUCCAGUGGUACAAGUCGUGGGGUUGGCUUUGCCAGGAUGGAAUCAACAGAAAAAUGCGAAGCUGUAAUUGGUCAUUUUAAUGGGAAAUUCAUUAAGACACCACCAGGAGUUUCUGCUCCCACAGAACCAUUAUUGUGCAAGUUUGCAGAUGGAGGACAGAAGAAAAGACAGAACCCAAACAAAUACAUCCCUAAUGGAAGACCUUGGCAUAGAGAAGGAGAGGUGAGACUAGCUGGUAUGACACUUACAUAUGACCCAACUACAGCUGCUAUACAGAAUGGAUUUUACCCUUCACCAUACAGUAUUGCUACAAACCGAAUGAUCACUCAGACUUCUCUUACACCCUAUAUUGCAUCUCCUGUAUCUGCCUACCAGGUGGCAAAGGAAGCCAGAGAAAACAAGUAUCGGGGCUCUGCUGUCAAGGUGCAAAGUCCUUCUUGGAUGCAGCCUCAACCAUAUAUCCUGCAGCACCCUGGUGCCGUGCUGACUCCCUCGAUGGAGCACACCAUGUCACUACAGCCUGCGUCCAUGAUCAGCCCGCUGGCCCAGCAGAUGAGUCAUCUUUCACUAGGCAGCACAGGAACAUACAUGCCUGCUACAUCAGCUAUGCAAGGAGCCUACUUGCCCCAGUACACCCACAUGCAGACGACGGCCGUUCCUGUUGAGGUUGGUACAGACCAUCCAGUGGCCAUCCUGGCAGAGGCAAGUGGUCAGCAGCAAGUGGCUGUCGAGACAUCUAAUGACCAUUCUCCAUAUACCUUUCAACCCAAUAAGUAACUGUGAGGUGUACAGAAGGGUGUUCUUACAUGAAGAAGGGUGUGGAAGCUGAACAAUCAUGGAUUUUUCUGAUCAAUUGUGCUUUAGGAAAUUAUUGACAGUUUUGCACAGGUUCUUGAAAACGUUAUUUAUAAUGAAAUCAACUAAAACUAUUUUUGCUAUAAGUUCUAUAAGGUGCAUAAAACCCUUAAAUUCAUCUAGUAGCUGUUCCCCUGAACAGGUUUAUUUUAGUAAAAAACAAAAACAAAAAAAAAAAAAA